AGUGCUAGAGGUGAGUUUUUGUAACAGUUUCUAUAAAAAUACCGGAAAAGUCAUUGAUGGUUUUAAAUUGUUGUGAAUUGUCCGAACGGUUCAUACUUUUAUUGCAUUGGCUUUCGUUGCUGUGGUUUGUGAUUGCGACCUACAUAAUUUGGUCAGAUAUGGGACUGAUACUUUACACCUUGGGAUCGUUAACCCUGCUCGCUAUAUUAUGGACUGUCAGCUCUGUAGCCAGAUAUGUUUUGAAAUUUGCCUGUUUUGGAGUAUUGAGCAUGAUAUUUGCAUGUGCGCCGAUACCCUUGAUGUUGUUGAAUCCAAGAGAUAGCAAAAACGCUUUAAUUCCCUCAGCUCUACUAAGAUGGAGCAGAAAGUGUUAUGGGUUGGAGUACAAAGUCGAAGGCCUAGAGAAUAUCGAUAAAAAUAAUGGUUCCGUAGUUCUUAUGAACCAUCAAAGUGCUAUAGAUUUAAUAAUUUUAGCCUAUCUAUGGCCCUUAAUGCCAAACUCAACUGUGAUAUCGAAGAAGGAGAUCUUCUACAUUCAGCCAUUCGGAUUGGCAGCUUGGUUGUGGGGAACCAUCUUCAUCGAUAGAGUUAAAGCCAAAGAUGCCCAAUCGGCGGUGAACAAAACUGGGCAGAUUAUCAAAAAGCGGAAGGCGCGAGUACUGAUGUUCCCAGAAGGCACCAGAAACCUGGGAAAGAAGUUGCUGCCGUUCAAAAAAGGUGCCUUUCAUUUGGCAAUCGCUUCCCAAGUUCCUAUCCAGCCCGUGGCAGUAUCCAGAUACUCGUUCAUGGGCAAAACACGUUUUGAUUCAGGUGUUGUCACUAUAAGGAUUCUUCCAACGAUUUCCACGGAAGGAUGCACCACUGAAGACAUUCCAAAAUUGAUAGACCAAACGUACAAAACGUUGUCGGAAAACGUGGACGAAAUUUCUACACCAACGAAUACGAUGAAUGGAACCGACGCAAAAAUAAAAACCAACUGAAUACAAAAAUAAAAACUUAGCCAUGUACAUUUGAGGCAUCUACGAAAUAUGCACCGAAAAUACAUAACGUUUUGUUGCUAGAAAUUAAAUACAAAAUGUCAAAUAUACUUCGCUGAUUGACAAUUCCAGUAAUUUUCUUUAAUAAUUCAGUUUCCAGUCGAAAUCGACUUUAAACGUCUAAGACUAAGUCAAAGAGUGUUAAAUCUAGCGAAUAAGGUGGAUGUUGCAACAAUUCGUACUUUAUUUUAUUGAUUUCGUUUAUUAAGCAGUGCAAAGUGUGUUAUAUAGUGACGAAACAUAGUCUUCUUUUGUAAACCAAGUAUUUUCUCAUGAAUUCUUAUAUCCAGCUUAUCCAGAAGGUCAUAAGAAUAAUCUAACUUUACUAUUUUACUAGUAAUUUAGUCAAUAAUAUAACCCAAAUAAGAAAAACGCUAAUUUUAUUCAUCAUAUCUCGUCUGGAGUUAUGGCAACUUCCAGAAAGUUAUUUCUUAUAUAUUCAUUUUUAUUUAUGUGAAAAAAUGUUUUGUAGUAUCUCGUUUUUUAGCGUCUUUUUAGUAAAUGCUCAUCAUCUAUUCAUAAAUGUAUCUUCCAGAUCUAUAACAUCCAGAAAAUUACCAUUAUUAUUUUUACAUUGCUAUGAGAACUUUAAAGCCGCUAAAAAGUUUUAUAAAAGACUCCCUCUAUAACGAGAACUGAAAUGGCAGACUAAUUACCUCGUUAUCAGCCAAUAUCGUUAUAUCAGACAAAAAUAAUACUGUGCAUAGGUACAUAUGAAUGUGUAGUUUUCUAAAACAUUAACUUCCUAUAGUGAAGCCAUUCGGAGCAAUAUGCUAAAUAUUGUUUGAAUGGCGUUUUUGAAAAAAAGUUAUUUACUUUUAUUGUCAUGUUUGUGAUAUAUGUUCAUGUGUCAUGUGAUAUAUGUUCAAACAAAAAAUCUGUUAUUUUUAUUAUCUGUAUUUUCAAGGAUAACAUAAACUCUUGCUUUUGCAAUUGGAAGAAGUCUGUAAUUUUUGACUGCUUUAAAUUGUCCAGUAUCAUUCUAUCUAUCAUAUUUUCUAAAGAUGUGAAACAGUUGUAUGUUUCUUUAUUUGCGUUUUCUCUUUGGAUAAAGUUUCUUACAACGUUUAAAGCACUUUCCACAUCUUGUCUAUUAGGACUUUCUUGCGUAGAUUCACCGCGAUUGUCUUCUUCAUCUUCAUCACUUUCGUCACUGACGAUAGCGCGCUCUGCCGGCGGAAAUUUCACUAUCCAUCGAAAGAUCGCAAACAAUGACGUCAUCAUAAAUGAAUUCAGCAAACUCGUCAUCAUUGUUCAGUUGGAUUAGUUCUUGACCUUGCUGUGGUAACUUCAUAGACUCUGUUACAGGAUAUUCAUUUUCUGCGUUUUUUGCCUCAGUUUCUGUCUACCCCGCAUGGCCCAAACAUUUUCUGAUGGUUUUUUUUAUCUACGAGUGUCCAUGCUUUGUGGAUGCAAUUUAUGGCAUCUAAUAAAAUUGAAUUCACUAUGGUUUUCCACCUUAUUCAGGAUCUUCUUAACUAAAAGUUUUCUGUAGUGAACUUUAAGGGACCUUAUGAUGCCCUUAUCCAUCGGUUGCAGAACAGAUGUGCAAUUUGGGGGUAAAAAAAAAGAAGUUGAAUGUUUUUUAAACCGUUAACUUUCGGAUGGGCUGUACAAUUGUCAACAAUUAAAAUAAUCUUUCGAUGUCCCGAUCCUCUGUCCCCACUAAAAAUCUUCACUGUCUUCAAAAGUUCCCCACUAAAAAUCUCUACUGUCAUCCACGAUUUUUUAUUAAAUUUAUAUGUGACAGGAAGCUGAUUCAUACCUCUGAACUGAAACAUCGUGAUUGUUGAGAUUUCCCAAUGAGACUUUCUUCUUUUGGAACCGGACAUGUUGGUACACGCGAGUACAGUUACCCUUUCUUUUCAUAACUUGCCAUCUAUCUUGAGGGUCUUAUCUGGAGUAAGUUUAAAAAAAAGUCCCAGCUCGUCGACAUUGAAAACAUUAUCGUCACUGUAAUUUUCUCUUAUUGUAGGCCAUGACUUCAACCAGUUGUCAGUGACUUCUUUGGAAACGCUCUUUCGCUUCACUGUAAAUUUUUUCACGCGUAAUUUCGCACCUGGCUUUAAAAAGGCUCAUCCAUCCACUCGAUGCUUUAAAAUUCUUAUCACCACCUAGCACCUAGCGCGAAAACUGUGUUGCUUUUUCUUGAAGCAGUGAUCCACUUAUUGAAACAUGCGCAGCCCUAUUUACGGUAAACCAUUUGACCAUUGCAGUAUCAAGUUCUUUAUUAGUUGAGGCACGUAGUUUUUUCGAUUUACCGGAAAAAGACGAACCUGCUUCGAAAAUGUUUACUUUUGAGCAUGGUAGGUAGAGCGAAAUUUUAAAUUCCUCUUUCACGACAAAUUUCUGCUUUCUUCUUACCGUUUUUAACAUCUUUCAGGAAGUUAAUUGUUUUUUCUAAAGUAGAUGCUUUUCUUUUAGGAGUCAUAGUGUGUAAUCUAUAUGACUAUGUAAUCUACAACACAACUUUCAAGACGCGAAAGCACAAUCAGGAAACAAACGAUAAAUAUCUACGACAAAAACAAUUGUGAAAUGAAAUUCUGGUGAAAUUUAUUUAAUCUGUCAAGUUUUUAAACCUCUUUACCUAGUUUAUUAGGUGCGAAUUGUUAAACUCCUACACUGACACUUGUGAAUAAUAAAUUAUAAAUUUCCGACAACACCAUAUCGGUUGGUAGAUUAAACAGAAGUUUAUUGCGGGCGGCAGUUAAAAAGGGUAUUUAUUUAUAGCCACGGAAGGGCCAAAAACGUAAAAAACACGUUUUUCGAUGUCAUUUUCUCUCGUUAUAACCAAAUUUGCCUCGCUAUAGAGGGCUAUAGUUCAAUAGAAAUUUCACGGAACAUCUAAUGUACCUUGUAAUAACGGUGUUAGUUAUAGAGGGAGUAUACUGUAGUAUAUUCCAGCGUUUUGAUGAUGCACAUAAGAAAAUAAAUGAAAUUUUGUUCGAUGUUCGAAAAGUUACAAACUUUACCACUAAAUAUUCACGAUCAAAAUGUUGAAUAAUGUAAUUCUUGGAUAUUUGGUACUUGUUCCAAAAUCUGUUUCGGUGCGUUUGUUAUUGUUUUACUUAUAUAAAAAAAACAUUUAGUUAAGUAUUGAUUUACUGGCGAACUUUGUCGAUAUUAUAUGCCUAUGGACAUAUAAGGACUGAUUAGUUUUAGGUUUAGCUUGUGAGUUAACUGUUGUAUAAAAUUGUUAUUUUUGUUUGGUUCUGUUUGAUUGUACGUUUACGAAAUAAAUAAAUUAUAAACUC
Molecule: messenger RNA, 4291 nt
Organism: Diabrotica balteata
Lineage: Eukaryota; Metazoa; Arthropoda; Insecta; Coleoptera; Chrysomelidae
Source: the annotation of a GenBank genome assembly